AUGACCGCAACUCGAAACUCUGGCCCUGACCCUGCCCCUGGCUUUCCGAACCAUUUCCCCUUGGAGAUUCGCCAAACCAUCUACAACUUCGCGCUGCCUCGAGUGGAAUGGACAAUGGUAGACGACGAAUAUUUCGAACACAAUGACUUCCCUCACGGUAUAGGGGACCCCAGCGGCUUCUACUACCCAUUGAGAAAAGCGUCAUCGGUUCUUCGGGUCAACAAGCAGAUACGCAGAGAAGCGCUGCCCUUCGCCUAUCGCCGCACCACAUUUUGCCUACAUAACCUCGAAAGCGCUAUCAAGCGCUAUCAAGUUCCUCAUUACAGCUAG
Molecule: messenger RNA, 330 nt
Organism: Microdochium trichocladiopsis
Lineage: Eukaryota; Fungi; Ascomycota; Sordariomycetes; Xylariales; Microdochiaceae
Exons: 1
Coding region: 1-330 (109 amino acids)
Source: RefSeq, a predicted model, not a curated record